Gossypium arboreum is the source of this 1188-nucleotide messenger RNA. RefSeq lists its product as uncharacterized. The transcript has 5 exons. Gene Ontology annotation, molecular function: nucleic acid binding. NCBI's taxonomy places the organism in Eukaryota, Viridiplantae, Streptophyta, Magnoliopsida, Malvales, Malvaceae. The record is from RefSeq and is a predicted model, not a curated record. The coding region runs from base 1 to 1188 and encodes 395 amino acids. Gene Ontology annotation, biological process: DNA integration.
AUGUUGGGUUAUGAUUACUCAAUUCUUUAUAAGAAAGGAACUCAAAACACUGUUGCAGAUGCUUUGUCCAGGAUUCUUUAUGAGCAAGACCCUCAGAUUUUUCAAUGUGUGGGUGCUAUUAGUCUUUCUUGGUCCAAGCUAUGGGAUCAGAUUGUGGAUUCUUAUAGAGUUGAUGCUAAGAUCCAAAAAUUGAAUAGCCUUUCACAGGAUGUUAAAAAAUGGGUUCAUGAAUGUGUGACUUGUCAGAGAUGGAAUGUGGACAAUUCUACUUCUUUAGGGUUGUUACAGCCACUUCCUAUACCUGAUCAAGCUUGGUCAGCUAUUAGCAUGGAUUUUAUGGAGGGGUUACCUGUUUCAAAAGGGAAAUCUACAAUUUUGGUGGUAGUGGAUAUGCUUACAAAAUAUGGCCACUUUAUUGCAUUGGUCCACUCUUUUACUGCUAUUACAGUGGCACAUGAAUAUCUCAAUCAAAUUUACAAACUCCAUGGCUUACCAAAAUCAAUAGUUUCUAAUAGAGAUCAAGUGUUCUUUAGCAAUUUUUGGCAGGAGCUCUUUAGACAUUUAGGCACCAAACUCCCAUUGUCCACUGCCUAUCUCCCUCAAACAGAUAGAAUAAUGGUUGCCAUAGUGGAUCGAAUAAGGAAGGUACUCCACUUUCAUUUGAAGCGAACUCAUGAGAGGAUGAAGCAACUAGCCAAUAAGAGGAGAUCAAAUAGGGAGUUUGCAGUAGGUGAUUUAGUUUACCUGAAAAUUCAACCAUAUCGACAGCAUUCUUUGAGGAAAUUUCGAAACCAGAAGCUGUCACCUCGAUAUUUUGGUUACUUUCCAAUAGAAGCUAGGGUGGGGCUAGUUGCUUAUCGGUUGCAACUUCCACCAACUGCUUAUAUUCAGUCCACUUUUCAUGUUUCUCAGUUGAAGAAGCAUAUCAGAUCUAUAUUGAGCUCUCCAGUGUUGCCACCAGUGGGAUCUAAUGAUGCAGUUCUCAAAGAACCCAUCAAGGUGUUAGAUAGAUGCAUAGUCAAUAAGGGGAAUCAAGCAACUACUGAAGUCUUGAUUGAGUGGUUCUCAAAGAUGGGGAAUCAAGCAACUACUAAAGUCUUGAUUGAGUGGGCUAACACAUUUCCGAAAGAUGCUACUUGGGAGAACUUGAAGGAGAUCCAACAUAGGUUUCCUGCUUUUGAUCCUUGA